Molecule: messenger RNA, 2567 nt
Organism: Anarrhichthys ocellatus (wolf-eel)
Lineage: Eukaryota; Metazoa; Chordata; Actinopteri; Perciformes; Anarhichadidae
Gene: tspan31
Product: tetraspanin 31
Exons: 6
Coding region: 197-835 (212 amino acids)
Cellular component (GO): membrane
Source: RefSeq, a predicted model, not a curated record
UAUAUACGACUCUGGUUUUGUCCUAAAACGAUGACGUUUGGUUGACACCCUGACGUCACAUGCGGCGCCGACGUCAUCAGAUACGCCCUCUCCGCUGACCAAAAACAUUUGUCCAGACGUAAGCGCUCCGGAGAGCCCGACGAGCCUGGUUUUUUUAAUUAAGUCUUAUUCAUUAGUCGUUAGAGCUUUUUCGAAUAUGGUCUGUGGCGGUUUCACCUGCUCCAAAAAUGCGCUUUGUUCCCUGAAUGUGGUUUACAUGCUGGUCGGGCUGCUGCUAAUCGGAGUAGCAGCAUGGGGGAAGGGGUUCGGCCUGGUGUCGAGCAUCCACAUCAUCGGAGGGGUCAUCGCAGUGGGCGUCUUCCUGCUGCUCAUCGCUAUUGUUGGACUCAUCGGAGCGAUACACCACCACCAAGUCAUGCUUUUCUUUUACAUGGUCGUUCUUUUCAUCGUUUUCCUCUUCCAAUUUGGAGUUUCAUGUUCCUGCUUGGCGAUGAACCGCGGACAACAGGAGGCACUUCUGAACUCUGCUUGGCGAAUGUUGGAAAACAAGACCAAGACCGACCUAGAGAGCCAGCUGAACUGCUGUGGGCUGCUCAACGUCACCGCCAACCAGGCACAGUUUGAUCUGGACUUGCAGAACUGUCCCGCUUUAUGCAAAAAGAACACUGUCUGUUACACCUGCGGGGAUAUGAUGCUGACUCAUGCAACGGAGGCCCUGAAGAUCCUCGGGGGCGUCGGGCUCUUCUUCAGCUUCACAGAGAUCCUGGGAGUGUGGCUCGCUGUGCGCUACAGGAACCAGAAGGAUCCACGAGCGAACCCGAGUGCUUUCCUAUAGUCUGCCCCCCCCCCCGUACGCAGCGCAGUGUCGGACACACUGGCACACAUAGUAUCAUGCACAUCUAGAGGCAGACACACGCCAGCAUACAAUACAGUACCACACCAACUACAACAACACACAGAAUGGACGAGCUCACGCAGCACCUGACAAACACUGACAAAUAACUCACACACACACCUUCAACUGAGACUGAGAAACUACAACAACCUGUCCAGAAAGUGUUGCCAGAGCUCCAGCCGGAAGACCUGGAUACUUGUGUAUGAAAGGAUAACUUGUAAUACCAAGAAGUGUGACUUGUUGGUAGUGCGACCCAGCCUUGAUUUGAGUACCAGAUUUCCUGCUAUGUAACAAGGGAUGAGACAUCUCUGCAUGUGUCCUGGUCCCGCACAGACAAACGGCCUCUUUGUCGAUUUUAUUCCACACACCAACCAAAUGACUGUGCCCUGUCCCAACAAAUUACCUUGUAUGCACCUUGAAUUCUUUCCUCUUGUGUCCGAUGUCGUGCCACCACAUAACGACAAAUAUAUUCCUCUGGUCAGUGCUGUUGGUGAUGUGUGGAGUUGUAUACCCAGCAUGUCCAGUGCGACGACUUUGUGCUCUUAAGUCAGCCGAGGGGCAACAGGAGGCGAAUACUGGACGUGUGUUGUAAAGUAGUUUUUCAAUUGUAUGUAAAUGUUCUUUUUUCAGAUGCCACAAAUGCCGGGAUGCAACAGGAUUACGAAGCAAGAAUAGAUGUUGGGUAACGUUGUUGCUAGUCAGAAAAAAAUUAUGAACUGUAACUGAGCCAACUAACUUUUAACAGUCUGAGAUAUUAGGACGCCAAUGGACUGCAGCCUCGAUGUUGUACAUAAUCUUUUAGAAAUCACUCCUGGUGGGUUUGCCGUGUAGUUGCCCCUCUAGUCGGGAGGUUUGCCUGCAUAGUUGAGGUCUUUGAAGGCCACAAUAAUCCACCCUUCCUGUAUUUAAUGUUUCUUUGUGUUGCACAGUGAUGUUGCUUCGUAUAGCUUUUGGUAGUAGAGAGGCGGAUUCAGGUACGUAUCAUUUUCUUCUGUGUAGCUGGAAGAAAUCACGACAUCUAGAAAUACAGCGAAGUGCUGUUUUGAUUUUAAACAUUUGGAUAGAUUUAGCCAGAACUGCUCAUCGCAAACCCAGUUUUGUUUUUAAUAGUGUUAAUUGUGAAAAUGUGCUCUUGGUUGCAGUUAUUUUUCUUCUUUUUUUGUAAUUUUAAAAUAAUUCUUUUGUGGAAUGAUUUUGUUCUCAGUUGCCAUCAGCUGUUUUUGUUCAUCAGUGUUAAAUGCUUUGUAAAAAAAAAAAAAUAUAUUCAGGAUCUAUUUAAGUUAAUAAGUUUGAGGAUGCAUAUUAGGCUCAAUUUAUGUAGUAGUUUUGAUGAUAUAAUUUUGCUGCCUGACUCGAUGUUUGACAUUUCCUGUUGAUAAAUCACUGCUCAUCAAUUCUCUCUUUUGAGAUGUUUCCUCUUUUUGAAUUGCUUUUAACUUAAAGGACUAACACAAACUGUAACUACAUGUCUUACUUGAACCUGUGAACUUGGCUGAUAUGAAUUUCCUGCUGCUGAUUUGGAGUCAUCGCUGGUGUAAACAAGCAGUUUGACAGAUCUUAAGCAUCGUUAUGCCAUAUAUUAAACCUCACUUUGAAUUUGUGUGCACUUGUCAUUCAAAUGUAUCUUGAAUUUUUGAGACUUAAUUUUCCAAAUAAAACCUCAAAUUGCAAA